AUGAUGGUUAAAUUUGGUCGUACAAAUCAUUUAACUCAUCCAUUAUGUGAAACAUUACUUCGUCAAAAAUGGAUAUCAUAUGGUUUUCCAAUUUAUAUUCUUGAUUUAAGUAUUUAUCUUUGUUUUCUUUUUCUUCUAUCAUAUUUUAUAAUAACAUUUCCAUCAUGUAAUCAUCAUGAUCCAAUAAGUUGGAAUAGUAAAACGACAGAUUUAUGUUUAAAAAAUAAUUUUAUAUCAUUUAAAACAAAUGCAACAACAUUUCAAAUUAUAAGUAUUUGGUUUAUUGUUUUAUAUUGUUUUUUAAAUUUUAUUAUGGAAAUUAUUCAAUUAAUACAUGAUGGUUCUGAAUAUUUUUCUGAUAUUGAAAAUUAUAUACAAUGGAUAUUAUAUGUUACAACAAGUGUAUUUACAUUACCAUUUUUAUUUGAUCAAUCAUGGCAUUAUCAAUGGGUUGCUGGUUCAAUUAGUAUAUUUACUGCUUAUUUAGCAUUAUUAUUUCUUCUUGGUCGAUUUUUUAUUUAUGGUAUAUAUGUAAUUAUGUUUUUAGAAAUAAUGAAAACAUUAUUACAUGUUUUAUCUUUAUUUUCAAUAUUAAUAUUUGGUUUUGCAUUAACAUUUUGUGUAACAAAACCAUUUUCUCACGAGCUUGAUGUAUCAAAUCCACAUCAUUUAUUUAUGGUUAUGCUUAAAACUAUAACAAUGAUGUUAGGUGAACUUGAUUAUGAACGUUCAUAUUUUGAACAUCCAAAUGAUCAACAUUUUAAUAUAACUAAUUUAAUAAUAUUACUUCUAUUUGCAAUUAUAAUGCCAAUUCUUCUAAUGAAUUUACUUGUUGGUUUAGCUAUUGGCGAUUUAAUGCAAAUUCAACAAAAUGCUCGUUUAAAACGUCUUGCUACACAAGUUCAACUUCAUACAAAUCUUGAAAAGAAAUUACCAAGUAAAUUAAUUCAACGUUGGACAAAAAAUGAAUAUAUUGUGUAUAUUAAUAAAGGUAUUUGUAAUCGUUUUUCAACAUUAUUUAAAGAAUGGAUUUCUAAACCUCUUGAUACAAAUGAUGUAUUAAAUGCAUGUGAAGAAAAUUGUACUGAAAGAGUUUUAUUUUUAGAAUUAUAUAAACAAAAACGAAGACAAAAAAAUAUGCAACAUCAAUUAGAAAAAAUUACUGAUCUUGUUCGAUUAGUUCUUCAAAAAAUGGAAAUUCAUACUGAAAUGGAAAGUAAUGAUACAACAUCAAAUGAUAAAAAUGAAAAUUUUAUAAGAAUGCAAAAAUUUCGACAAGUAUUUAAUAUUACACGUCGAUUUUCUCAUGCACGUCCUUCAAAUGGAAAUAUUCCACAUUUAUUUACUCAUUCCGAAGAAGCGUAA
Molecule: messenger RNA, 1365 nt
Organism: Rotaria sp. Silwood1
Lineage: Eukaryota; Metazoa; Rotifera; Eurotatoria; Philodinida; Philodinidae
Source: the annotation of a GenBank genome assembly